Molecule: messenger RNA, 1577 nt
Organism: Chenopodium quinoa (quinoa)
Lineage: Eukaryota; Viridiplantae; Streptophyta; Magnoliopsida; Caryophyllales; Amaranthaceae
Exons: 2
Coding region: 49-399 (116 amino acids)
Source: RefSeq, a predicted model, not a curated record
GUGUUGCGGAACCCUCCAGCUUUGAUAUCCUCUUCUAGAACUGUGACAAUGGGUAUUGUCUUUGCUAGAGAAGUUUGUGCUAGAAUUUGUUUCAUACAACUGGAUUCUGAACUGUCUGUUCUUUUUGCUGCUUUACUUUCUUGUUUGCUAGAUUACCGUUAUGGCAUACCUCAGCUAUCUAAAAAAAGAUGCACUAGACUAAAUAAGGCUGCACAGAGGACAUCACAGUCAGCAUUUGCUAGCACGUGCUCAUCGGCAGAUCAGUUUGCUCCUGCACAGCCUCCACGGCGCCGUACAUCAAAGAGGGAGAAGUGUAUACAGGAAAUGGCUAUGCCAGAUUUCAAUAGGUACACUGUUUUCGUUGUCCAGCCGCUAUUGUGUUUAUCUUUGUUGUAUUGAUGAACGAUUUUUCCUUUUUCCCUCUUACUGGCUAUACCUUCAGAUUGUUGCAUUCCUAAGGGUGCUUAUUCGGUCCUUGUGGUAAAGAUACCAUAAUAGAAUAUGUAUUUCGUGCAGUAUUCAAGAAGCAGGAAUAGGUGUCCUUUCUAAGAAACACAAACCCACAUCUACUGUACAAGGUAACUGAUUCUGUCAGUUUUAAGAAUGUCCUAUUAUGGUUUAGCAUCUUAUAGGGUUUUGGUUUUUGUUGUUGUUGUUUUUUUUUUUGUGUUUUUUUUUUUUUUGUGUUUUUUGUGUAGUAUUAGAUAUUCUUGGUAAUGCUACGGAUCGGCGGUUGCCGGCGGAGCCUUUCAAACUGUCUAUGCCCUUUUCGUGUGGCAAAUGCGGUGCAAAAAAAUUUAUGUUUGAAUCCUUGCAUUAUUGCUGUGGGAAUGGAGAUAUCACGAUUGCUGCUACUGAAUAUCCCCCUGAACUUGUUUAUUUAUUUACUUCGAAGGAUGAAGGUGUUGUGCAUUUUAGAAAGUAUGCUAGGCUGUACAACAACUUGUUCGCAUUUAGUUCACUUGGGGGUCAUUAUUAUGCAAACACAUACAAAGGGAUUUAUCUUUUCAAGUUGCAAGGGCAAAUGUAUCAUUUUGUCCCAGAUUUAUUGCCUGACGAUGACAAUCCAAAGUAUCUCCAGUUAUAUUUCUAUGAUGGUCAACAUGAAUCAGAAAGUAGGGUUGGCUGUUUCCCUGAAAUUAGAGAAGACAUAAUUAGCAUUCUGAUGCAGGUAUCCGAACAAAAUCCCUAUGAUGUGUUCUUCCGAAAUUUAAGGGACAAGGUCAUUCAUGCAGAUACAAGAAUUAUUUUAAAUCAAGCCUCGGUUCUUGAUCAGCGUGUUUAUAAUGCUCCUGCUGUUGAUGAAGUUGCUGCUAUCUGGCCGGAAAGUGCUUCAUCUAGCCAAAGUCUAGGUCCUCAUAUAUUAGUCAGUGGACGCUCUGAUGAAUCUCACCGAAUCUAUCAUAAUUAUGGCUGCUAUGAUCCGCUUCAGUAUCCUUUGUUGUUUCCUCGCGGUGAAUGUGGGUGGACUCAAGGGCUUAAAAAAAAUUCUCACCCGUCUCGGAGCACGACAGAUUUUGUUCCAGAUCCUAUAAUGUCUUGUGCUGUUCAUACUGCAACAGAUUUAUUGGAACAAG